AUGAAGUCGUCGUUCCGCUUUGCGAACGUAUGCGGCACGGUGUACCAGCAAGGUAAUGUGCAGUUUGCUGGAGAUGGUGAUUCUUUAUACUCCCCCGUGGGUAACCGUCUGUCAGUCUUUGAUCUUGUACGGAACACCUCUUUUACCUUGCCAUUUGAAACUCGAAAGCCUAUUAUGCGUGUAGCUAUAUCCCCAGCUAACCCUAGCUUGGUUCUGAUUGUGGACGAAGAUGGGAACGCUCUUCUGAUCAAUGUGAAUAAACGUGCGCUACUAGCUCAUAUGAACUUCAAGCUUCCAGUUCGAGACGCUGCUUUUUCGCCAAAUGGCCAAUUUCUUGCUGUAACACAUGGCAACCAAGUGCAAGUCUGGCGCACGCCCAGUGUGCUUGUUCGUGAAUUCGCUCCUUUUGUUCUUCACCGCACAUAUGUGGGGCAUUUUGAUGACGUUCUGAGUGUGACAUGGUCGCGUAAUGGACGCUUUUUCCUAACAACCUCUAAGGAUAUGAGCGGCCGUUUGUUCAGCCUUGACCCUGUGCCAGGCUUCCGUCCCAAGACUUUUUCUGGUCAUCGUGAUGCAGUCCUGCGUGCCUUUUUCUCGCUUGAUGAAAAAACGAUUUAUACUGUAUCCCGCGAUGGCGCGUGUCUAGUAUGGCAGGCCAAGGAGGAUGAGGAAGACAUGGAGCCAAUUGAACAGAGCGAGACUAGUACUGACCCUCAAAAUGCUGUGGCUUUUACGAGGUGGGGCGUGGCUUCGCGCCAUUACUUCCAUCAGACCAAUGCUCAAGUAACAUGCUGCGAUUUCCAUCCCGGUACCUCGCGUCUUGUUGUUGGCUUCACAUCGGGGCUGUUCUCUCUCCGUGAUAUGCCUGAUUUCACUGAAGUGCAUGCUCUCAGCAUUAGCCAAGAAAAGAUCACCAGUGUCGCAGUCAAUGGUACAGGCGAAUGGCUUGCUUUUGGUGCUCAACGGCUUGGCCAACUGCUUGUGUGGGAAUGGGCUAGUGAGUCUUAUAUCAUGAAGCAGCAAGGUCAUUUCUUUGAUAUGAACACGGUGGCAUUUGCUCAAGAUGGUCAGAUGGCUGUGACCGGUGGUGAUGAUGGGAAAGUCAAGGUCUGGAAUACCGCCUCUGGCUUUUGUACAGUGACGUUUUCCGAUCAUUCAGCCCCUGUAUCAUGUGUGGAAUUUGCCAAGCAAGGUCAAGUGCUUUUCAGUGCUAGUUUGGAUGGUACUGUGCGUGCGUACGAUCUUGUACGGUACCGCAACUUCCGAACGUUCACAUCGCCCUCGCCUGUGCAGUUUGUGAGCUUGGCUGUGGAGCCCAGUGGCGAAGUGGUUUGCGCUGGUAGUUCAGAUACCUUUGAGGUGUAUAUGUGGAGUGUCCAAACAGGCAAACUACUGGAGAUCCUCGCUGGUCAUGAAGCACCUGUGACCGGCCUAUCGUUUGAUCCGAGUGGAUCCGGGCUGCUAGCUAGCACAAGCUGGGAUCGCUCUGUGCGGCUAUGGGAAGUUUUCCGGCGUAGUCAGAGCACGGAGUCCAUGUCUCUAUCAUCGGAGGGUCUUACGCUAGCUUACCGACCUGAUGGAUUGGAGGUGUGUGUGGCAUCACUGGAUGGCCAGUUGAACUUCUUUGACACCAAGACCGGGUCUCAUACUGGUGUCUUGGACUGCCGCCGUGACAUUGCUGGAGGGCGCAAGCUCGAUGACAAGGUUCAGCAGCGCAAUAAUGCGGCAGGCUCAGCCUUUACAAGUGUCUGCUACAGUGCCGAUGGAUCGUGUAUCCUUGCUGGCGGGAACGCCAAUUACGUAUGCCUCUAUGAUAUUCGUGAGCGUGUAUUGCUUAAGCGUUGGACGCUAAGCAUGAACCUAGCCCUUGAUGGCACACAAGAUCGUCUUGAUUCGCGGCAGAUGACUGAUGCAGGCAAUAUUGCUUUGAUCAAUGACCUUUCCGACGAGGACGAGUUGACAUUGGCCGAGCGCGUGGACCGCUCCCUGCCGGGUGUGCAGCGUGGCGAUCUUAGUAAACGUUCGACUCGACUGCAGGCGCGGUCGAAGUGUGUGCGUUUCUCGCCUACUGGCAGGAGUUGGGCUGCCGCCUCUACAGGUGGCUUGCUGAUCUACAGCCUUGACGAGCAGGCUACGUUUGACCCCACAGACCUAGAUAUGGAUCUGACGCCGCAGGGCGUACGCGCUGCGUCUCUGCAAGGUGAGUCUCUUCUUGCUCUGCUUGGCGCACUUCGCCUCAACGAUCCUGCUCUGGAGGCUGAAGUGUACGAGCGAACGAAACCGCAUGAAAUUGCCUUGGUUGCGAAGCAACUGCCUACGCUGUACUUGUCUCGCGUGCUUGGUCUUGUCGCUUCGCGUUUGCAGCCUGCCAACCAGAGUCCGCAUGUUGAAUUCCACUUGAAGUGGCUCACAGCGCUGUUCCAAGCACAUGGCGAGGAAAUUCGUACGCAUAGCACAUCCACUUAUGCACCUGUCUUGCGUGCCGUCCAAAUGGCCCUCUUGGAAUUGCGUUCCAAUGUCAAGUCGACUACGGAUAAAAACACAGCGUCGAUUCUUUAUGUCUGGAAUGCCUUUUCGACCCGACGGGUCACGGACGAUCUCAUAUAG
This is a messenger RNA of Malassezia pachydermatis, 2607 nucleotides long. Its product is annotated as wd repeat. NCBI's taxonomy places the organism in Eukaryota, Fungi, Basidiomycota, Malasseziomycetes, Malasseziales, Malasseziaceae. The record is from RefSeq and is a predicted model, not a curated record. Gene Ontology annotation, molecular function: protein binding. Gene Ontology annotation, cellular component: small-subunit processome; Pwp2p-containing subcomplex of 90S preribosome. The transcript has a single exon. Gene Ontology annotation, biological process: maturation of SSU-rRNA from tricistronic rRNA transcript (SSU-rRNA, 5.8S rRNA, LSU-rRNA); ribosomal small subunit assembly. The coding region runs from base 1 to 2607 and encodes 868 amino acids.